GACAACUUCAAUACCACGCCCCCCAAAACCCGCGCCAAAAUAAAACGGGAAAGAGCGAGAUGUUGGAAGGCUUGAAGCAUUCGGAUCGGAUAUAUCGAAUUUCAGGGAUCAGGUUCAGGGGCGAUUCAUCCACAAAAAGUAACAGAAUGUUUCCUUUCUUUUCCUUUCCUUCAAAGAGAAGAACGGAGGAGUGAGAGAGGAAUCAUGGCCGGGUGAUUAUUACGAAGGAAAACAUCUCUGGUUUUAUCCACAAGAGAGUGGGAGAUAGAUCUUCGAUCAAACCCUAGAAAUGGAGGAGAAAAUGAUACAGCGGUUGGAGUCCGUAGUAGCUCGUCUGGAAGAGCUUUCUGUUGGGUUCCGUCCCGUGAGUUCGUCGGAGGUGGGUGUGGAUGCACGGAUGGAUCCGAUAAUCCUUGCUUACGAUGAUCUCAUGGCGAAUUUCCUCGGUAGGGUCUCUGCCGCUGCGGAGAAUAUCGGGGGAAAAGUUCUGGAAGUGACGAAGGUCGUCGAGGAGGCAUUCUCUGUUCAGAAGGAACUUCUUGUCAAGGCCAAGCAAUGUCAGAAACCUGACAUUGCGGGUCUGGCAGAAUUUCUCAAGCCAUUAAAUGAGGUCAUCAUGAAGGCAAAUGCAUUGACUGAAGGACGGCCUGAUUUCUUCAACCACUUGAAGACUGCUGCUGACAGUCUCACAGCCUUAGCUUGGAUUGCCUACUCAGGCAAAGAUUGUGGUAUGAGUCUUCCUAUUGCACAUGUGGAAGAGAGUUGGCAAAUGGCUGAGUUCUACAACAAUAAGGUUCUAGUGGAGUAUAAAAGUAAAGACCCUAAUCAUGUGGAGUGGGCCAAAGCUCUGAAGGAGCUCUAUUUACCAGGUUUGAGGGAUUAUGUUAAGUGUUUCUGUCCUUUGGGUCCAGUAUGGAAUCCUACUGGAAAAAUGGUUGUUAGUGGCUUGGCAUCCGCACAGUCAAAACCUUCUCUGCCAAAUGCCCCUGCCCCUCCACCAGCUUUCACUUCUGAAUCUUCUGGUUCUUCAUCAUCAUGUCCAAAGGAAGGGAUGUCAGCUGUAUUUCGUGAAAUCAAUUCAGGGAAGCCUGUGACUGCUGGAUUGAGAAAGGUAACAGAUGAUAUGAAGACAAAGAACCGCACGGAUAGAACUAGCAUUGUUGGUGCUAGUGAAAAAGAGACACGUACCACUUCCCUGUCCUCGUCUAAGGCUGGACCUCCAAAAUUUGAGCUUCAAAUGGGUCGCAAAUGGGUUGUUGAGAAUCAAAUCGGAAAUAAGGGCUUGGUUAUUGAUGACUGUGAUGCAAAACAAUCUGUAUAUGUUUUUGGAUGCAAAGAUUCUGUUUUGCAAAUCAAAGAGAAAGUGAACAAUAUAACACUUGACAAAUGCACUAAGAUGGGAAUUGUAUUCACGGAUGUUGUAGCAGCUUGUGAGAUUGUGAAUUGCAAUGGUGUUGAGUUGCAAUGCCAGGGCUCAGCUCCAACAAUUUCAGUGGACAAUACAGGAGGCUGCCAAUUAUACCUAGGCAAAGAUUCGCUGAAAGCUUCUAUAACAACAGCAAAGUCGAGUGAAAUAAAUGUUUUAAUACCUGGUGAAGGCCCUGAUGCUGAUUGGGUGGAGCAUGCAUUGCCUCACCAGUUUGUUCACGUGUUUAAGGAUGGCCAACUUGUAACAUCCCCAGUCUCUCACUCUGGGGGUUAGAUGACAAAUCGUCGGCUAUAAUAUUCGGCAAUUAUUGCGUAGAAUAUGAGAAGCUGCUUUCUGCUUGUCUUAUUUUUUCUCCUUUGCUCCAAUUAAAGGUCAGCGUCUGUAUAUGGCCUAUAUAUGUAAACCGUUAUUCAUUGUUUUUUUCCGAGUUUAACUAAGGUGCAUUUCAUAUAUUUGCUGCACGUUAGAUCAAAAUUUCAAUCAAUCUUGUUAAAAGACAGUCAUAUGGUAUAUUUAAUUUUCAUUGGUUCA
This is a messenger RNA of Nelumbo nucifera (sacred lotus), 1960 nucleotides long. Its product is annotated as cyclase-associated protein 1-like. Gene Ontology annotation, molecular function: adenylate cyclase binding; actin binding. NCBI's taxonomy places the organism in Eukaryota, Viridiplantae, Streptophyta, Magnoliopsida, Proteales, Nelumbonaceae. Gene Ontology annotation, biological process: actin filament organization; cytoskeleton organization. The record is from RefSeq and is a predicted model, not a curated record. Gene Ontology annotation, cellular component: cytoplasm.